GAAGAAGAUUUUUCAAUGGAGGCGAUUUCGAGGUCCGGGAGGACUACGACGGAGCUUCACCACAUGUCUAAGAAAUGGAAGGAUCCUAAAAGUGCUCAACGCAGCCCUGAACACACCAAAGUUUGGACGGAACCACCUCCGAACAAUAAAUAGACCACGUAGAGUCGCCGUCGUCUACUAUCUCUCCAGGAAUGGUAACCUUGAGCAUCCUCAUUUUAUCGAGGUUCCUCUCUCCUCCUCCGACGGCCUUUAUCUGCAAGAGAUGUAAUCGAUCGCCUGAAUUCCCUCCGUGGAAAGGAAAAGGAAUUGCAGCAUUGUACUCAUGGUCUUCAGGAGUUACAAAAACGGAUUCGUAUGGCACGAUUUGGCGGAGAAUGAUUACAUUUACCCAGCACAUGGCCAAGAGUACGUUCUGA
Molecule: messenger RNA, 416 nt
Organism: Lactuca virosa
Lineage: Eukaryota; Viridiplantae; Streptophyta; Magnoliopsida; Asterales; Asteraceae
Source: the annotation of a GenBank genome assembly